CAUAUAUGUCCAAAAAAAGGUAAGAAAAUGGUAUGGUGCAAAGUAGAAAUAGUACGUGUCUAGAUAUACAUGAAGUACAAAGUAGAUGAAGGAAAAAAGAUGGAUAAACAUAUUAUCCAUUCCAUUGUGGUGGCUGACUGGUGAUGUCAUCAAAUCCACCACGCCGGAAAAGUAGAAGUCAUCACCAUCAAAAUCAAAAUCAAAAUCAAAAUCAAAACCAUGUUCUUCCCAAUACUUUAUGCUUCUCAAAUCAAUUAGCGCCUAAUUUAAUUACUUUAACAACAAAAAAAGGUUUAUAUUAUUAUUCCAAUAAUAACCUAUUCUUCUUAAUAUAUUCAAAAUCAUGUCAACUAUUCCAAUUCAAAAACCUGGAUUUCAUAUCUUACUUUUCAAUUCCCCUAAUUACAAAUGCACUAAAAUUACAUCCUCAUGGACCAUGUCUAUGGAUUCUAAAUUUUCUUCAACGGUGAAUAGUAACAGUGAUAUUAAGAAUAAGAAGAUGAAGGAGGAACUAUCUGUGAAGCUUUCAAGUCCAAUUGUUCCUAAAGUGGUGGAAGAAGGUUUGAGCUCGAACGGUCUUCGAUUUGAUCGGUUGCAGCCGUCGGAACAAGAGUUGAUUAGAGAAAAUAUAUUUGAGUUUGGACAAUUUGUUGCUAGGGAAGCUGUGCUUGAUGAAGAGUUUUGGACAGCAGCCUGGCUACGAGCAGAAAGUCAUUGGGAGAAUCGAACAUAUGAAAGAUAUAUUGAUAUCUACAAAAGGAAAUUUGCUGACCAGGAAUUUAAUGCGGUAAAAAAGCGGUGCAAGGUGCAAAAUGGGGACAGCUGCGCAUGCAUUAUCGCGGUGAGAAAGGAGCAGAAGAAUGUAAAGCGCUCGAUAAUAAAAAGUGUUGUAGGAACACUUGAUUUGAAUAUCCGAUACUUGCUGCAAGGAGAGACUUUUCCUGGGGAACGAGUCAAAACUCCUUUUUGUUGCAGCGUAAACAGGACACCACCAAGUAGAUAUGGUUACAUUGCAAAUUUAUGUGUUGCCAAAUUGGCUCGUCGACAAGGGAUUGCAAGCAACAUGAUGUCUUUUGCUGUUGAAAAUGCAAAAUCUAAUGCAGGUGUGAGUCAGGUAUAUGUGCAUGUUGACAGAAAUAAUAGGCCUGGACAGUUGUUGUACCAGAAGAUGGGCUUUGAGAUGGUUGAAACUGCAAACUCUCGGUUGUUACCAGAGGAAACAUACUUGCUACGUUUACGGAUGUAAAAUACAAAACAUAGUUAAUUAUGAUCCAAUCUGGAACAGUUGCAAAUUUCAAAGCCAACUGUUUCAGUUUCUGUAAAUCAUUUGAAUCAAUGUAUAGGCGUGUAGGUGUCCAUCUUUUUAUGUAUGGAUGUCUUCCAUUUUGUAAUUUUUGUGGUGUCUUGUAUUCCUCCUUUUAUUGAAUUUGACUAUGCAUACUCAAAUACAUUUGGAUUGUAAAAAGUAUUAAUGAAACAGAACAAGAACAAGGACUGGAAUGCACUGUGUUCUAUUGCAGUGUUUGUGCAGUUAAA
This is a messenger RNA of Medicago truncatula (barrel medic), 1536 nucleotides long. RefSeq lists its product as uncharacterized. The transcript is spliced from 9 exons. The record is from RefSeq and is a predicted model, not a curated record. The coding region runs from base 344 to 1246 and encodes 300 amino acids. Gene Ontology annotation, molecular function: acyltransferase activity, transferring groups other than amino-acyl groups. Lineage: Eukaryota; Viridiplantae; Streptophyta; Magnoliopsida; Fabales; Fabaceae.